Messenger RNA from Pistacia vera, 1222 nucleotides. RefSeq names its product probable galacturonosyltransferase-like 1. The transcript has a single exon. Gene Ontology annotation, cellular component: Golgi apparatus. The record is from RefSeq and is a predicted model, not a curated record. The coding region runs from base 139 to 1185 and encodes 348 amino acids. Lineage: Eukaryota; Viridiplantae; Streptophyta; Magnoliopsida; Sapindales; Anacardiaceae. Gene Ontology annotation, molecular function: glycosyltransferase activity.
AGCCCCUGCCCCUCCUCUCUUAAAAUUUCUUUUUAUAAUCAAAACCGUGUUUCAAGUUUUAAAUCUCAAAUCUUACUCUCAAUAAAAACCAAACACCUCUCACUCCCUCUUUCCAAAUCUUUUCUCGACAAAAAAAUUAUGCCUCCUAAAUCGCCUCUAUUCUUUCCUUUCCUCUUACUCCUACUUACUCUCUUAACCAUCGCCACCAAUGCCACUCAACAUUUCAAAGAAGCUCCCCAGUUCUACAAUUCCCCGGACUGUCCUUCCCUUUUUUGUGAUGACGAAGAUACUGAAACCACCGUUUUCUGCUCCGAUCAAGCCAUCCACGUCGCUAUGACCCUUGAUUCUACCUACAUUCGUGGUUCCAUGGCAGCUGUUCUUUCUGUCCUCCAACACUCCUCUUGUCCCCAAAAUAUUGCCUUCCAUUUUGUUGCUUCUGCCUCUGCCAACACCUCACUUCUACGUGCCACCAUCUCCUCUUCCUUCCCUUAUUUAAAUUUCCGGGUUUAUUCAUUUGAUGACUCCGCCGUCUCUGGACUCAUUUCUACAUCAAUUCGUUCAGCUCUCGAUUGCCCUCUAAACUACGCUCGCAGUUAUUUAGCCAAUAUUUUACCUUUAUGCGUAAGACGAGUUGUUUACCUUGACUCGGAUUUAGUCCUGGUGGAUGAUAUAGCCAAACUUGCAGCCACUGAUCUUGGUAAAAAUUCAGUGCUUGCUGCUCCAGAAUAUUGUAAUGCCAAUUUCACUUUAUAUUUUACACCGUCCUUUUGGUCUAAUCCCUCCCUGUCUCUAACUUUCGCAAACCGUAAAGCUUGUUAUUUUAACACUGGUGUAAUGGUGAUCGAUCUUGAUCGGUGGAGAGGAGGUGAUUAUACGACCAAGAUUGAAGAAUGGAUGGAGCUACAAAAGAGAAUGAGAAUAUACGAAUUGGGUUCAUUGCCUCCAUUCUUGCUAGUAUUUGCAGGGAAUAUAGUGCCAGUUGAUCAUAGAUGGAAUCAACAUGGACUUGGUGGGGAUAAUUUUAGAGGGCUUUGCAGGGAUUUACAUCCGGGUCCUGUUAGUCUUUUACACUGGAGUGGUAAAGGUAAGCCAUGGGCUAGGCUCGAUGCUAACCGCCCCUGCCCCUUGGAUGCUCUGUGGGCUCCUUAUGAUCUCCUACAGACUCCAUUUGCUUUGGAUUCUUGAGAAAAAAAUAAUUUCAAUAGUCAAGUUAUGUUUCUCA